AUGGCUUCAACCACAACAACCGUUGACAAGUUAUUUGUCUGUCCUGGAUGUCAGAGAGGUGGCUUCAAAAGCAUCGGUGCCGUCAAGGCUCAUUUUGAGUCCAAAGGCCACAAGCUUGCUUGCAGUCCCUGCGACAGAUCUUUUGGAAAUGUAACAGCGUUGCUCAAGCACUCCCAGAAACAUGAAAAGCCCCUAGAUGCUCCCGAUCUCAAAACUCUCAAGUCGGCAAAACCAGUGCCAAAGAGCGCAAAGCAGCAGAAGCUCCAGGAUAUUGCCGAGCUCUUGUCUGCCAACCCUGUGAAGCCAGCCUCAAAGUCUGUGAAAUCUACAAAGUACCCCGAUCUCUCUGAGUCUUUUGUCAAGCCUGCAAAGCCAUCGCCGAAAACCAAGUCACAGGAUUACCCCGAUCCCCUGCCUGCCAACUCUCUCAACCCUGCGAAAUCCAUCACAAAGAAAACAAAACUUGAGAAGUCUCAAGAACUGUUUGAGUCUUUGUCUGUCAAAUCUGCGAAACCAAAUUCAAAGAAAACAAAGAUUGAGAAGUCCCUGGAUCGCUCUGAUAUCUUGCCUGCCAAGCCUGCGAAACCAGCUCAAAAGCACGCAUCAAACCAGACCCCAGUACGUGCUCCAGUGAGGGCAGAGGCUUUUGAAGACCUAUGGAACAAGUCCUCUGAACCUGAACACCCGAAUGCGUCAUCGCCUGCCACCCAAAACGCAAAUUAUCAUGUUGUCCUCGAGCCGCUCGAACAAAACUUGAUCUUUCGCUAUUUGUCGGCACGGUGUCACUCGGACACCCGUUUGGUCACCCGAGGUUUCACCUUUCGGGCUGGCUUGGCAGAUGUCAGCAAACGCCCAUCGAAGAAGCCCCCUCCGAAAACAGGACAUUUCCGCCAAGUUCCUCGCUCUUCGGUCGGCUUGCCGAAAAGGAGAGCAAUCGUUCUUGACUGUGAGAUGGUGCAGGUUGAAGCAGGACGUCGGGAGCUUGCUUUUUUGAGCGCAAUCGACUUUUUGACUGGCGAAGUUCUCAUCGACAAUUAUGUGCAGCCGAAAUCGAGAGUCGUGAAUUGGGAUUCUCGGUUCAGUGGGGUAACUCCCGGUGCCAUGAACAAAGCUGUGAAGAAAGGGACGGCCUUGUUUGGCUGGGAAGGAGCGCGCUCGAAAUUAUGGGAGUUCAUGGAUAGCGAGACUGUCCUCAUCGGUCAUUCUCUCAACAAUGACCUUGACGUCUUGGGUAUCAUCCACUGGAACAUUGUCGAUUCCUCUAUCAUUACCAGCGAAGCAGUGUUUUACUCUGUACAUGCCGGUGAACCACUCAACCGUACAUGGAGUCUGAAGACUCUUACCAAUGAAUUAGUCAAUUAUGAUAUCCAAGCUGGGAGACAGGGCCACAGUGCGCUGGAGGAUGCACACGCAACACGGGAUAUUGUGAUCUGGUGUCUGAGAUACCCGGAGCACCUGAAGGUAUGGGCGGACAAUGCCCGGGACCAAGAGGAGCAGCGCGCGUAUGAGAGGGAGUUGAAGAGGACGACAGAGGAGCAGGCGAAGGAGCAAAAGAGACAGCAUGAUAUGGAGAUAAAGAUCCAGAUGUUAUCUCGUGGCGUUAAUGGUUUGGAUAUUCAUGACAUUGGCCUGUCUGAUGAUGAUGCUAAUGACCCUGAUCAUUCUUUUGUCAAUCAUGAGGGUGAUGACGUUGACUACGAAUCGGUAACUAUUGAAGCGGCCGCAGCUUCAUUCUUUUGA
This is a messenger RNA of Penicillium expansum, 1740 nucleotides long. Its product is annotated as 3'-5' exonuclease. NCBI's taxonomy places the organism in Eukaryota, Fungi, Ascomycota, Eurotiomycetes, Eurotiales, Aspergillaceae. Gene Ontology annotation, biological process: rRNA processing; ribosomal large subunit assembly. Gene Ontology annotation, molecular function: exonuclease activity; nucleic acid binding. Gene Ontology annotation, cellular component: nucleus. The record is from RefSeq and is a predicted model, not a curated record. The transcript has a single exon. The coding region runs from base 1 to 1740 and encodes 579 amino acids.